UACAAAGAACUAUUACUGUUGUCUGCUGCAGCAUGAUUUUGCUAAUCGUACAACAGCAUUACUAAUCGGAAUGUAAACACUGUCAAAAAUAAUUAAUUGUGUUCGUUUUUACCCAAAAAAGUUGAAAUGUCGCUGGAGGAUCCUUUUUUCGUCGUGAAGGAGGAGGUACACAAAGCAUUGCAGACAUCCAAGAACCUUUAUACACGCUGGUGCGAACUCUCCGACCAACCUAGCCUCGUUUCUGUAGAGGAAUAUAAUUGGACGACGAAUGAACUCAGAAACAGUCUACGCAGCAUAGAAUGGGAUCUUGAAGAUUUGGAGGAGACAGUUGGUAUUGUAGAGAAAAACCCUAAGAAGUUCCGGAUUGAAGAGUCAGAGCUGCGAGAGAGGAGAGACUUCAUUGAGAGGACCAAAAAUGCUGUUAAGGAGAUGAAAUCUCAAAUGACAGCACCCCAGAACAGACCUACAGAGGAGACUAAUGUUAGACAGACAUUACUAAACCCAAACAGUUCAGCGAAGGCGUACGAUAAGUAUGCACGCUUAGAUAUGGAAGCAGAAAGAUCUCACCAAAGUUUCAUUGACGAUACUUCACAACACCAACAGCUAAUAAUCAAGGGCCAAGAUGAGCAAUUAGAUAUGAUUGGGUCCAGUGUCGGUGUGCUGAAAAAUAUGAGCCACCAGAUCGGGAAUGAGUUGGAAGAACAGAAUAGAAUGCUGGAUGACUUUGGCCAUGAGAUGGACGUUACAGAGUCUCGAAUGGAUAAUGUGAUGAAGAAAAUGGCCAAGGUUCUACACAUGUCUUCAGAUAAACGACAGUGUUGUGCCAUCGGAGUGCUUCUGUUGAUACUUUUAAUAGUGAUAAUACUCUUGGUAGUGUUAUGACCCAUUUUAUUUUGUUAUAAAACUACCGUAUACUAGCACUGCGUAGAUAUUGUAAUUUGUGAUGCACCAAUUUUCUUGUCAUCCUAGGCCUAGAUAUAUUUUUAAUUAGAUAGUAUAAUACAGGAGACAUUAUGAGGUGAAAAUCAAAUCUUCUUAUGCUUUGUUUAGUGUAAUUAACACAUGGUCUUUUUCUCCUCUGGCACAAGUGGAAUUGAUAGGCGCAGUUUAAUUGUCUUAAAUGCUUAUAGCUUAUGGCUUAUAGUGUCUUUAUCUUACUGAUGUCCAUUUUGAUAGGCCUUGAGAAAUUUGGAUUUAUAAUAAGUACUUAGUGUCAAAUAGAAUGAUGUGAAGGGAGCAACUUCAAAUCCUAUUACAGUUCAUGUCUGUCUUGCUUCAGCAUGAUUUUGAAUACAGAAGUUGUGAUUAUUUGACCAAUGACUACUUCAAGAUGUCUGGCAUAAUCAUAUUUUAUCACAUAUGUAUGAAUAUAUACUUUAUGGUUAAUUUGAUUUGAACUCGAGGUCACAAAAUUGCCAAAUUUAUCUGCUGUUAGAAUUGUUUUUGUAUUUACUCACACUUGAUUGUUAUGUUUGUAAUGUUGUGCAACGCCCAUGUAGAUCAUGUUCACCAAUGAUUUAAAAAGUUAAAUUUGAUGUACAUGUUUGUCCUUUGACAAACUUUUGUCUGUGCAUCUUUGUUGGGUCCAUUAUUGACUUUUUCGUUGGUUGUUCUUUUGCCAUGUUAGAUUUUUGAAGGAAAUAGUCGUUAUCCUUAUUUUGGAGAAGAAAAGUCAACGUAUUGGGAUAUUCUUUGCCUUGUUAUUGGCAACAUAAGGAGCAGCCUGGUCAUGCAAACACUUUAAUCUUUUUCAUAUCUCAAAUACGUCUUCAAGAUAUUCUCAUGGAAGCUUGUACACUUCUUUAUACAGACAAAACAUAAUUUGUUUAGCAAGGCCCAUAACUCCGGUUUAAUUUGACUGUCACAAGAGUUGUCUUGUCUUGAAUGAUACAAAACCUAGACAUUAAAGCACUCAAAAUACAACAAGACCAUGUUUCUUGGUGUUGUAAAUAACAGACUGACUGAAUUGAAGGUGUAAAUCUUUUCUUUAAUAUUUUUGUGAAGCGUUGUAUGCAGAUUUUCAUAAUGUGAUUUUUUAUGUAUUUUAUGUGAAGUCAUUUCAACAUUAUUUAUGAUUACUACUUCUUUACAAUAUUUUACAAUGUUGAACACAAUUAUGUGAUUGUAAAAAGUAAUAAAACUAGCAAAUCUCA
Messenger RNA from Mya arenaria, 2153 nucleotides. RefSeq names its product syntaxin-6-like. The transcript is spliced from 8 exons. Gene Ontology annotation, cellular component: membrane. The coding region runs from base 127 to 882 and encodes 251 amino acids. NCBI's taxonomy places the organism in Eukaryota, Metazoa, Mollusca, Bivalvia, Myida, Myidae. Gene Ontology annotation, biological process: Golgi vesicle transport. The record is from RefSeq and is a predicted model, not a curated record.